UCUUUCCCAGAAUGCAAUUCCCGAACCCCGGAAGUCUUAGUGGUUGAGAUCCGCCAACAAGAACCCAAAGAAGAAGAAGAUAAUCUCCUGUGACUGCUUUCAUCAGUUUUUCUAUUGGAGAAGUCUAGCUAAGAAACGAAGCUAAGCGAGACUUCGGAGAACAUGUGGGACGGAAACAGACAUGGACCUCGAGGAGGGAAACCCUUUCGUGGAAAUCAUCGUGGAGAGAUGUUUGGGGGCAGGGAUGGUCCUAUGCAGGACUUCAGAAACAGAGAUGGGAUGAACAUGGGUCCAAUGGGACCUAUGGGGCCUAUGAUGGGUCCUAUGGGUCCUACGGGCCCCCGGCCUCAAGAUCGUCCCCCAAUGGAUAUGAGAUCAGAUGGCCCACCUGCCAUGAGGGGGCGGGAUAUGGAACCACUUGCCAUACGGGGUAGAGAACCAAACAGGGACUUCUUCAGACCUGGAGACGAACCGGACUUCAGCCUUAGAAGGCAAUACGAAAUAGUGAUCAGGGACAAGCUAAUGAACGCACCUGGUUUCAUGGGACCGGGGAGGAACAACAUAGAGAUGGGAGGUAGAGGGAUGGAGCAACGGGAACCGAAUGAUAGAUUAAUGGACAUGAGAGACAGAGAGAUGUUUCGCAACAAAAUGGCAGGAUUCAGUAAUUCUAACCAGGAUGCAAGACGAGGAUUUCCCAUGGGCCCCAUGGGAAGAAACGAUGGUUUCAGGGAUAUGCGUGACAGGGACAGACCUCCCAUGGGCAUGGAUGACAUUGACGGCUUUAAUAUGGACAUGGGUCAACGUGACAGGGGGAUGAUGGGUUUUGACAGAAGGGGAGGCCCACCGUUUAAUACAAGGGGAGGAUUUGAUUCAGAUAUGGACUUCCGGAACCGAAUGGGAUCGCAAGCGGAUUUCCGGGGUAGGGACCGCUCUCCUCUGCGGUUUGGGGAAAACGAUGGCGCUCCAAUGGAUGUCAGGGGAAGGCCAGAUCAUCUCAGUGGCCCCAACAGGUCGAAGUUUGGGGAAGACGGCAACAUGAGGGACAGAGCUCGAGAGAAUUCCCCCAUAGAUUACAGAGGCGGUGAAGAGAUGACCCUUGCUGAGGAGUGGAAAAACCGCCGGGCAAGGGAGAGGGACUCUCUGCCAGCCUCCUCUCGAAGUAUCUCUCCUUUCCCCAGAGAUGGAAUGGAACCAGGAUUCCCUUCAUCCAUGGGCAGAGACGGCAACAAGCCGGUACACGUAAAGGAGAGAGACAGACCUCCCACGGAUUUCCCAGGCAAAGAAGUUGGUGGCUUUCCUCGUCCAGACCCAGAACAUCCAGGUCCCCCGAACUGGGAAAAGAACGCUCCCACUGCUCCCCUUCCUGGCGUGGGGCUGCUUCCUUUGGGCCUCAAAGGUCCACAUGACCCUCCCUUCCCCACCAUGGGGCCUUUAUCCAACCCACAUAGAGAGAAUGAUGGCAAGCGCUGGCCUGGUGACAGAGAUCCCAAGCAGAAUCAAAACGUACGUCGAGACGACCGACCUCCAUUCCACCAGGAGAAGAAUCAGCAGUCUCAACAAACCCACGGGCCAGCUGACAUUGAUUGUUUCAAAGGGCCUAAGGAUCCGGCAGGCCCAGAGAGGCCUAAGAUGGGCCCGGGCCCAGAGUUUCAGAGCAACAGCGGAGAGCAGCGGAGAGACCAGGACUACAGGGAUAUUGAUUACAGAACAGGGUCUGGGAGAGCCUUCGAGUACAAACGCGAGGAUCUGCAAGGACCAGAGAAGAUCCUGAAGGAAUCCAAACAGGUCCCCGUUUCAAAAUUCAGUGAUUCUGGGUCUCAGGAUCAAGAUUACCGCAGUGCAUCUAUGAAGGACAAGGUUUCUCACACAAUAUCUAUAACUGGAAUCCCAAAGACUGCUACAAUGGAGCAGAUCCUUGGUGCUUUUGCAGUCCGAGAUGGGGUACCCAUGCAGGGCAUGAAAAUCAAGAAUGUUGUGCCAGGUUACAGCUACGAUACGGCCUAUGUGGAGUUUUUUAACCUCGAUGAUGCAGUCCACUUCAUGGAGUCCAACCAGGGAUCCCUGAAGGUUGGCACUAAAGUAGCCUCCAUGAGGUACGUCCAGCCUGACAGGAAUGCCAAGGACCCUCAGGAGCAAGGCCUCAAGGCGCCCCCCGGCCAGGAGCCUCUGUUGCCCAGCCUCCCGGAGAAGGCCAAGAACAGCCUGGAGACCCCCCAGGCCAAGGGCCCCGUGGGCCCGGCGGGCCCCGUGGACCCCCUGUCCCAGGGCCAGUGGCAGCGCAGCUCGGACCUCACCCCGGAGGCCUGGCAGCAGCAGGUGGACCAGCAGCUCCGCCAGAAGGAGGCCGAGCAGCAGGCCGAGUCGUGGGCCAGCCGCAACGCCCCGCGCCACGGCCCCCAUCAGACCGACCCCAUCUUCAAGGAGAGCAAGACCAUGAUACUUAAGAAUGUGAAGCCCACCACUACAGUAGAGACAAUACUGAAGGCUCUGGACCCCUUUGCCUACCUGGACGAGAGGAACGUCCGUCUGGUGAAGGGCAAGCCCCCCGGAGCUAAAUGCUUUUGCUUCGUUGACAUGGACUCCCACGAGCAAGUGACCCGUCUUGUGGACCUCCUGACCAAACCCAGGCCUCUCUCCAUCGAUGGAGACAGGGUUUAUGCCGAGGUCGCCAAACCUCUGAAGAACCAAAUGUACAAAAGAGAUUCUGACAAGUCAAGCACUUCACUUCUGGGGUACCCUCCCGAGACCAGUAUGUUGGAGCAACAGCAGCACUACUUCCCACAAGGUCUCCAGCCAGCCGUCAUUCAAGGUGAUCUGAUUGGCUCGGUGGCCGGCAGCAGCGACCCUUCCCUGUCGUCUGGGUCCCACAUGGCCCCCAGCCUGGCCUCCUACGGGGAGGCUCCUCCCAUGGACCCCUCCUUCCAGGCCCUGGGACCCCACGUGUCUGCCGCAGCCUCGGGCCUGCCGGGCACCGCCGGCUCUGAGGCCUACAGCUACGCCACAGAGACUCCAGACAUGACUGACUACCUGUAUGACGCCACUUCUGGGUUCUACUACGACCCCCAGACCACCCUGUACUAUGACCCCAGCUCCAGGUAUUUCUACAAUGCCCAGACACAGGAGUACCUGUUCUGGGACAUUGUAUCUAAGACCUACAUCCCAGUACCGGGGGGCACCUCAGACACCCAGACCCCCAUGGGCCAGCCUGUCACCAUGGCCGCGGACGUGCAGGCUAUCCUGGCCAACCCAGCAGCGGACGCCCCCCUGGAGAUGAAGAAGCCCUCCGAGCUCCAGCCCGUCCCCGACUCCGGCUCCGCCCCCGACCUUGGCUCCGCCCCCGAGUCUGCUGCCAGCCUCAACCUCGAGAGGAGGGACGAGGACGACGCAGCUCACUCUGAUAAGAAGGACAAGGACGAGAAGCCCAGGAGUCUGGCUGCCUUCAAGAUCAUGAAGGACAUGGAGCGCUGGGCCAAGAUCCAGAACCGGCAGAAGGACAGCGUGCGGGCUCCCUCCCCCGUGCUCAAGGGGGGGCCGGACGACAGGAAGGCGUCCAAGGCCGCCGACGCCGCCUUCGCCAUCUUCGAAAGGAAGGGCUCCGGCGGGGACGACCUGUUCAAGAAGCCUUUCGCUCCCCCUACUAAGAAAGACGAGAAGAGUUCAAAGCGGCCCAUGGGCUCCCUGGGCCUGCUGGCCUCCGACUACGCGGCGGGAAGCGACGAGGAGGAGGAGGAGAAGCACGACGUCCCGCGCGCCCCCAAGAGCCAGUCCGAGGAGAAGGAGGACAAGCUGACGGACUGGAAGAAGAUGGCCUGCCUGCUGUGCCGGAGGCAGUUCCCCAACAAGGACGCUCUGAUGAGACACCAGCAGCUCUCUGACCUCCACAAGCAAAACAUGGAAAUCCACCUCAAGAUCAAGAGGUCAAAGAAGGAGCUGGAAGCCUUGGAGAACCAGGAGAAAGAGCUGAGUGCCAGAGAGUCCACGAGGUCCCCAGAGAUCAAGAAGAGAAAGCACCAGCACCAGCCCCACCAACACCAGAACACCUGGGCCAGUGGAUCACGAGACUCGCAUAAGGGAAGCGAAAGACCCGGGUUAGGUUCUGAGCCUGUGGAGAGGAAAAAGAAGGAGGCUGUUGUGUGGGACCACGCCACCUACAAGCAGGCAGUGCGGAAGGCCAUGUUUGCACGCUUCAAAGAGCUGGACUGACCUCGCCGCCUGCGAACAGCCGGUCCUCCCGACUGUUUUGGAUGUGUGGGGGUGUUGGUCCGGCCGUCUUGUUUCCCUGAACUGAGGGACCGCUCUGACGGCGGCCCUAAAACGGAGACUUUGAAACGAAGCGAAACGUACUUUAAUGAGUUCACCGAGUGAGGCUACACUCGCGGUCACCGAAGCCGGAUGGAGUUGGUGAGAGUGUGAGGCUUCUUCACCGUGCUCUCGAUAUUUCUGAUUCUCCACGUUUCACCCUGUGAUUCGAGAGCCUGCUUUUACGAUAAUGAUCCCUGUUGUUUGGCUUUCCUCAAUAGGCUACCCAGGCUUUGUCAAUUUUAUAAAUUAAUUUAGUGUAUUAUAUAUUUUUUGACAUGUUAUGUGAGUAGCUAAUAUCGUGACAGGUGAACCCAGCUGCCAAACACCUAAAUAAAUUCUUACUGUAUGUCACUGGACGUUGACAACAAAAUUCAUAUGUUUUAACACUGAACUGUCUACAGAUUUCUUGACAUUUUUCCCAUUUGUGUUAUACACUGUAAUAUGUGUACCCAUUUUUCAGUAAAAAAGUGACAUA
Osmerus eperlanus (European smelt) is the source of this 4777-nucleotide messenger RNA. It is a transcript of the gene rbm6, whose product is annotated as RNA binding motif protein 6. The transcript has 22 exons. Gene Ontology annotation, cellular component: nucleus. Gene Ontology annotation, biological process: mRNA splicing, via spliceosome. The coding region runs from base 163 to 4203 and encodes 1346 amino acids. Gene Ontology annotation, molecular function: RNA binding. Lineage: Eukaryota; Metazoa; Chordata; Actinopteri; Osmeriformes; Osmeridae. The record is from RefSeq and is a predicted model, not a curated record.